Molecule: messenger RNA, 2060 nt
Organism: Papaver somniferum (opium poppy)
Lineage: Eukaryota; Viridiplantae; Streptophyta; Magnoliopsida; Ranunculales; Papaveraceae
Product: fatty acyl-CoA reductase 2-like
Exons: 9
Coding region: 107-2002 (631 amino acids)
Biological process (GO): suberin biosynthetic process; long-chain fatty-acyl-CoA metabolic process
Cellular component (GO): intracellular membrane-bounded organelle
Molecular function (GO): alcohol-forming very long-chain fatty acyl-CoA reductase (NADP+) activity
Source: RefSeq, a predicted model, not a curated record
UUUAGCUAAGUUUUCAGUACAACAACCUUUUGUUUCAAACCCAUUAGUUUUUGUUUUGUUUUCUUUUUUUUUUGGUUUUACAUUUUUUCAUCUUUUUGCAGUCAUUAUGAGAGCUUUCGUCCUCCAUAAUCCCAUCUCAUUGGAACCAAAAUUGAUUACAAAGAGGUUGGAUUUUACAUGCCAUAACCGACGUUGCAUGGAUAAUGGGUUACUAACGUGGAAGAAAAGUAAUAAGAAUAUGGUAGUGUUUUGCCAAAGCAGCAAUGGAAAUGUAAAAACUUCUAAUGGGUUACCUUCAAUACUGACUGAAAGAUCACCAGCAUUAUCAUCUGUGCCCGCCACACUUGCCGCGACAGUUGACCAUGGUACUGCUACAAUUUAUGCUGGCAGCUUGGUUUUAUCAUCACAAACUACUGCAAACCAAGAAGAUGUAGCAUUGAAGGACUUGGUUCCUUACAAAAGAAUCAAUAACACAUUCAUGGAAUUCCCUGAAGGAAUUGGGAUUGUUAGAUUUCUUAAAGGAAAAAAACUUCUUAUUACUGGGGCAACUGGGUUCUUAGGCAAAGUUCUAAUUGAGAAGAUUUUGAGGACUGCGCCCGAUGUCGGUAAGAUAUAUGUUAUGAUAAAAGCAAAAAACAAGGAUGCAGCAGUUGAGAGAUUAAAGAAGGAAAUCAUAAACACAGAACUUUUUAAGUGUCUACAACAAACCCAUGGAAGAUCUUACAACACUUUCAUGCUGAGCAAAUUGGUUCCUGUUUUGGGAAAUGUCUGUGAAACUAAUCUUGGUAUUGAACCAUACUUAGCUGGUGAAAUUGCAAAUGAAGUCGAUAUAAUAGUUAAUUCUGCGGCUAAUACCACAUUCGACGAAAGGUAUGAUGUUGCUAUGAACAUAAACACCCGAGGACCUUAUCGGCUUAUGACCUUGGCAAAAAGGUGCAAGAAGCUUCAACUAUUCUUGCAAGUAUCAACUGCCUAUGUUAACGGACAAAGACAAGGUAGAAUCUUGGAAAAACCAUUUUCUAUCGGGGAUAGCAUAGCAAGGGAACAACUCAUAUCUGAUACCCAUGCAAGAGCUCCGCCGCUGCUGGAUGUUGAAGCUGAAAUGAAGUUGGCCUUGGAUUCAAAAGAGACUUUUCAAGAAAAUUUAGUAUCUCAAAAAAUGAAAGAAUUGGGUUUAGAAAGGGCGAGGAUCUACGGUUGGCAAGACACAUAUGUGUUCACUAAGGCCAUGGGAGAAAUGGUGAUCGACAAUAUGAGAGGGGAUAUACCUGUAGCCAUAAUACGUCCGAGUGUCAUUGAGAGUACUUACAAGGAACCUUUUCCAGGAUGGAUGGAAGGAAACAGGAUGAUGGAUCCAAUAGUCUUAUACUAUGGUAAAGGCCAACUAACAGGUUUUCUAGUUGACCCAAAAGGAGUUCUUGAUGUGGUACCGGCCGACAUGGUGGUGAAUGCAACCUUAGCAGCCAUGGCAAAGCACGGCGAAGCAGGGAAACCAGGAAUAAAUAUUUACCAAAUUGCAUCUUCUGUAGUGAACCCAUUGGUGUUUCAAGAGUUAGCUGGUCUGCUUUUUGAACAUUUCAGCUCCUCACCGUACAUGGAUUCAAGAGGAAGACCAAUACAAGUACCUAAAAUGAAGUUGUUUAGUUCAAUGUGUGAUUUCUCUUCGCAUAUUUGGUCCGAGGCAGUUCAAAGAAGUGGCCGAGUAUUGGUUCCAGCUGUUGCAUCUUCACAAGGGAAGUUGUCAAAAAGACUUGAUGUUAUUUGCAGGAAAUCUGUUGAGCAGGCGAAGUACUUGGCUAAUAUAUAUGAACCAUAUACAUUCUAUGGCGGAAGAUUUGAUAACUCAAAUACUCAGAAGUUAAUGGAACUGAUGUCCGAGGAAGAAAAACGAAGCUUCGGGUUUGACGUUGGAAGCAUAGACUGGAAGGAUUACAUAUCAAAUGUUCAUAUUCCUGGCCUGAGGAGACAUGUCAUGAAGGGAAGAGGAAUGAGCAAUGCUUAAUAUGAUACCAUAAAUAAAAACACGAAAUACAUGUGUGUAAUAUAGUAACUUACUAAUU